Messenger RNA from Anastrepha ludens (Mexican fruit fly), 1175 nucleotides. RefSeq lists its product as uncharacterized. Gene Ontology annotation, cellular component: membrane; cytoplasm. The transcript is spliced from 5 exons. NCBI's taxonomy places the organism in Eukaryota, Metazoa, Arthropoda, Insecta, Diptera, Tephritidae. The record is from RefSeq and is a predicted model, not a curated record. Bases 220 to 888 code for a protein of 222 amino acids.
AUUGGCCUUUUGAGCAGAGUGAAUGUAGCGGAGGCGUGAAAUGAAAUAAAGUUUCUUGACAAGCACUACGUAAGCGCUUAUUUUUUUUGUUAAAGUUUACUUGUGCAAGAAUUACGAAAUACUCUGUAAAAUCCACUGAUCUUUACUAGUCACUUCAAAAAAGUCUUUGGAGAUAUAUAAGAAAAAAAAAGAGUAUCUUUGUUUUUGAUACUAGACAAAAUGGUCGUACCGGCAACAGUGAAUUUUCUAAAAUCAAAAUGGCGCCUAUUCAUUUCUGCUCAUCCUCUGGCCAAAGGUGUUAUCGCUUAUUCGAUUGUAUGGCCCACGAGUAGUUUCAUGCAGCAAACUAUCGAGGGCAGAGAACUCAAAGAUUAUGACUGGAUGCGCAUACUGCGUUUCGGUCUCUUUGGUGGCUGUUAUGUUGCCCCCACCCUGUACGGUUGGUUGCGUGUCGCUUCGACAAUGUGGCCACAAACGAAUUUACGCAUAGGUGCACUUAAGGCCAUCGUCGAACAAAUGUCGUACGCACCAUUUGCCAGCACCAGUUUCUACUUUGGCAUGACUAUGUUGGAGGGCAAGGGAAUCGAUGCAGCGAUUGCAGAGGUCAAAGAUAAAUUUCCAAAAACUGUAAAAAUUGCGAUUUUCAUCAUUCCUGUGUUGCAGACGAUUAACUUCGGCUUGAUUCCCGAACCCAAUAGAAUAUUAUUUGUUAGUUUUUGUAGUCUUUUCUGGAUUACCUUUUUGGCGCACAUGCAGAAAAAUGGCUCACAGCAACAAGAAAAGGAACAACCUAAACACAAACAACAAUUGAAACAAUUCCAACAUCACUUGCCAGUACUCACGCAGGAGAGUUUGGUGCCAAAAGUACGAAAUGCAUUGGCGCUAUAAUGACUGAAAUGUAGUAAAUACAUACACACAUACAUAUGUGCAUAGUACAGAGAACUUCAUGCCCAUAUGCUACGGCACAUAUACUUACAUAGUGAUAAGGCCAAAUACGUGAUACGCUUAUUAAACUAUUUUAUACCUACUUGUAACGUUUGUACUUACAUACAUACAUACUAUCUACAUACACGCAUAUAUUCUGGGAAUUUAAACAACUAUUUUUAUACAUAUAUAUAAUACAUAUUUAUUUUAUUCGAUAAAUUAAUAAAGAGACUUCUUUUGAUUCGCAAAAA